Messenger RNA from Symsagittifera roscoffensis, 2164 nucleotides. RefSeq lists its product as uncharacterized. The transcript is spliced from 2 exons. Lineage: Eukaryota; Metazoa; Xenacoelomorpha; Acoela; Convolutidae. Gene Ontology annotation, biological process: regulation of natural killer cell mediated cytotoxicity. The record is from RefSeq and is a predicted model, not a curated record. Gene Ontology annotation, cellular component: plasma membrane; cell surface. Gene Ontology annotation, molecular function: signaling receptor activity. Bases 453 to 1244 code for a protein of 263 amino acids.
AUAUAGAGAGCACAGCAAAAACAACCACCAUUUUGCUCAGCCAAAAACAAUACGUUUUUGAUACAAUUGGUAUCGUUUAAAAAAACCACUGCGCGCCUAUCCGCCUGAUAAAUAUGCUUUCAACUGAAUAAAAUUACCGUCGCAAUGUAUAUGCUCAAAAAUGGCAAAUAUUUGAUUGAAACCAAAUCUUACGUUUUUUGAGUGAUUAUACAUAUAAAACUAGCAAUUAUAAAUUAUUUUGUAUGCGCUAGUUAAUCACAUCUUAUACCAUUUUUGUUUGGCUUUAUUGUUUUUCAAUUGAAGAAACGUCAUUACAGAAAAAAAAUAUAUAAAUUGAUUAUAAAUUGAUAUAUUCCGAAAGUUACAACUAAUUCGAUUAUACGGAGCAACAGUUUCCAUAAAACUCAAACUACAAUUGGGCAAUUGCGCAAUUCCGCAAGUGACCUUGAAAAAUGGCCUCUGCGUCUGAAGGCGACGUGACCUUUGAGCUCCCUUCUCGAAGUUCAGAUCGGGAAGGAGAGGGGGGAGUGUCGGCGAACAACGGACUUUAUGGCAACAUGGGGGGUGGGGACACGUUGAUCAACAAGUUGCCACCAAUGCUUGCAAAGAACUUUUGGUUCUUAGCGCUCGGGUGGCUGCUUCUGAAUUCUCUGGCAAUGCUUAUCAUUUUCUCGAUUGCUGUGGCUGCUUUAAGACAGACUAACCAUGUUCAAGAUGAAGUCGGAAAAAUAACAGAGGGAGAAAUCCACUACUUGCAGAAAUUAAACACGCGUUUGACUCACCUGGAAAACCCGAACUCCAAUUGCGACGAUGAUUGGCUUCACUCAGCUUAUCACACAUGUUUCUACGUUGCUAAAGAGAAGAAAAACUACACGGCCGCUGUGACUCAUUGCCAGUCUAAGGACUCGUCAUUGGCGUUUCCCCGGGACGCCUUGGAACUCGCGAUUCUUCGUGCACUGGCACCUUCGAACCAUUCAGAGACGGAAACCGCGACGUUCCUCGGAAUUCAAAGGGCUUCAGUAGCUGAUGAAUGGGCCUUUCAGAAUGCAGCGAUGUUUGACGUUAACCAGAGCACCCCGAACCUUUGGGAUGUCGGGGAACCGACAGACGAAGGGAAUUGCGCUGCGCUAGUUGUCGGCGACGCGCAUCAUAACAAAGUAGUCUCUCACGCCUGCUCCGAGUCAGGAUUCUACAUAUGUGCCAAGAAAGCUGUAAUGAAGGAUAUGCUCGAAGAUGAACUGUAACUUUUUAAGUUGCUUCUAACUUUUGACUGACAGAAAUUUCCAUUCAUCCUUAAACGUAAAAAAAAACAAGUCAAGCCUUAAAAACAUAAAUGAAAAAUUACUUCAAUUUAAUACUUCAGCCCUUAAGUUUAUCUGUCCCUUUUUAUUAUGCUGCCCUUAUAUUCCUGUUGCUUGAUUGCUGUUAAAAUCAGGGGCUCAAUGAAUACCCAAGCUAUAACCUAAAAUUUCAAUUCCAGUACCCGGGUUGAGGUAUUCGACUUGUAUGUUUCGAUCGAAUUCGAUCGCACACACGGGUGUUGUUCGACCCAAUCCGUGGUCAAAAGCAGCCCUUUCGGUCGAACACAAUUUCGAAACAUAGUCGAAACAUAGUCGACUACUAUUUAGAGACAUAGCCAAAAACAAAGACGAGAACGGAUCUAUUGAACAAUCUCCCCCUUUCAGGAAGGAGGAUUGUUAAAUAGAUUAAAGAGUUCGAAUUUUUGGUCAAACAGAAUGCAGCAAAAUUAGAGUUCUCAAUACAAAGCUCUUGUGGUAAUUUACUGUUUUUAUUUAUGGGGAUGGAGACUCUUUAGUAGAUACCAUAAGGGGUUUGUUAAGUAGAUCAUCGAACACAAAGUAGCACGUUAGGGCUGAACACACUUGCGCACAGUUUUCCUUCGGUCGAGUCCGUUGAAAUCUAGCAAGUUUCGGUCGAAAUGAUCGAAACAAAGCACGUUUGAUUCGAACACAAUCUAACACAUUUUUCCGUCCGUUGAGUCGGUCGAAACACAGCAAGUUUGGGUCGAGUCAGUCGAAACACAAUUUGAACACCUCAGCCCGGGCAGCGUAAGCAAUAACGCAAAGAAAAGCUGUCAAAAACAAAUUGUUUUACACUAUGGUUUUUAUCCAGGGUCUUUUCAACGGUAAAACUCCUAGCCCAA